Molecule: messenger RNA, 4248 nt
Organism: Quercus lobata
Lineage: Eukaryota; Viridiplantae; Streptophyta; Magnoliopsida; Fagales; Fagaceae
Gene: NRPA2
Product: nuclear RNA polymerase A2
Exons: 25
Coding region: 172-3882 (1236 amino acids)
Biological process (GO): DNA-templated transcription
Cellular component (GO): nucleus
Molecular function (GO): DNA-directed RNA polymerase activity; ribonucleoside binding; DNA binding
Source: RefSeq, a predicted model, not a curated record
UCUUUCUCGUUUUGUCACUCAAAAACCUCUUCAAAACCCCAACGAACAGCUCCCUCCUCCUCCUUCUCCUUCUCCUCUCACUCCAAAACCAUCACAUUCAGACCACACCUGCGUUUUCAUUCAAUACAGACAGAGAGCGCAAAAAGCAAAAAGCAAAAAGCAAAAGCAAAGAUGUCACAACAAAAGCAAGAAGACAAGGAGCCGCCCUUUGUUCCCCAGUAUUUCGGAACACAGCAGCCGAAACGGAACGUGAAGCCGAGGCCGAUGCCGGCUCCGGAGGACCUCGAGCCGCUACGGGAGCUGUUCCGCCACCAAAUCGAGUCGUUCGAUUACAUGGCGGACGCGGGUCUCUCGAUCCUCUUCGACAGCAUCAAGCCCGUCCAGAUUCACGACUCCUUCUCCAACCGCAACCUCAAGAUCUCCUUCGAGAACCCCAAGCUGUUCCCUCCAAUGAAGGACCGGUCGUCCUCGUCCUCGGCUCUGUCCUCUUCCAAGUCCACGUUUCGCGAGUUCCUGUACCCUUACGAAUGCAGGCAGUUCAAGAGCUCGUAUACCGGGGCGUUGAUGGCGGAGGUUUGCUUUCAGUACGACGACGGACCUGUCAUUAGAGAGCGGUUCAAUUUCGGACAGUUUCCAAUCAUGCUCAAGUCAAAGUAUUGUCAUUUGAGAGGUGCAGAUCCCCAGAAACUAGUCUCUUGCAAAGAAGAACCAUCAGAAAUGGGCGGAUACUUCAUCUUGAAUGGUCUUGAAAGAGUGGUUCGACUCUUAAUAUUGCCAAAGCGGAAUUAUCCAAUGAGUAUGGUGCGGAAUUCAUUUAGUGAUCGCAGAGAAGGAUAUACCGAUAAAGCAGUUGUCAUAAGGUGUGAAAGAAAAAAUCAGUCUUCAGUAUCAGUCAAAUUGUAUUACCUUCGUAACGGAAGUGCAAGACUUGGAUUUUGGAUACAAGGGAGGGAGUACUUGCUUCCUGUAGGCGUUGUUCUAAAGGCUCUUGUUGACACGACUGAUCAUGAAAUUUAUGUGAGUUUGACGUGCUGCUAUAGUGAGCGAGAUGAGAUGGAAAAGGGUGCUGUUGGCACUCAGCUUAUGGGUGAAAGGGCAAAAAUUAUUCUUGAUGAAGUUCGUGAUCUGUCUCUUUUCACUCGUCUUCAAUGUCUAGAGCAUAUUGGAGAGCAUUUCCAACCUGUUAUGGAGGGACUGGAAACCAAAAAUUAUUCUGAUGUUGCUGAUUCUGUUCUUGAAGACUACAUAUUUGUUCACCUUGAUAACAAUUAUGACAAGUUCAAUCUGCUCAUCUUUAUGCUGCAGAAACUUUUCUCACUUAUAGAUCAGACAUCUGUACCAGACAACUCAGACUCCUUGCAGAAUCAGGAAGUCUUACUCCCCGGUCAUCUGAUUACCAUUUAUCUCAAGGAAAAGCUAGAAGAUUGGCUGCGCAAGGCAAAAAAGUCUCUUCAAGAUGAGAUCAAUAAAAAGAGCAACAUCAACAACAAGGGCAGCAACAACAAGAACAAAAGUUUUGAUUUUUGCAGCUUAGCUGAUGUCAAGAAGAUUUUGGAUAAAAAUCCUGUGAAGCAAAUCAGUUCUUCUGUUGAAAACUUGUUAAAAACUGGAAGACUGAUUACACAAACAGGUCUAGAUUUGCAGCAGAGGGCAGGCUUUACGGUUCAGGCAGAAAGGCUUAAUUUCUUACGUUUUAUUUCGCAUUUUCGUGCUGUUCAUCGAGGGGCUUCAUUUGCUGGACUUCGCACCACAACUGUGCGGAAGUUGCUACCUGAAUCUUGGGGUUUUCUUUGCCCCGUGCACACACCUGAUGGGGAGCCAUGUGGCUUGCUGAAUCAUAUGACUAGCAACUGUCGAAUUACAUCUUUCUUUGAUUCUCAAGGAAAUAUCAGAGAUUUUAAGAAAAUAAGAAAGACUAUUCUCAGUGUUUUGAUUGCGGUUGGAAUGACACCUUCACUGCCAAAGCUAGUUCAAGCUGGCCCUCCCGAAGUUCUUUCUGUCCUUUUAGAUGGUCGUGUUGUUGGUUCUUUACCUUCCUCUAUGGUUGAGAAAGUUGUGGGUCACUUACGGAGAUUAAAAGUUUCAGCUAAUUCAAUGAUUGCAAAUGAUCUGGAGGUAGGAUAUGUUCCAUUGAGUCUAGGUGGAGCAUACCCUGGUUUGUACUUGUUCACAUCUCCUGCCAGAUUUGUUCGGCCAGUUAGAAAUAUUUCAAUUCCUUCCGAGGAAAGUCAGAAUAUUGAACUUAUUGGGCCAUUUGAGCAGGUUUUUAUGGAAAUAAGAUGUCCUGAUGGUGGAGAUGGUGGGAGAAGAAAUGCUUUUCCUGCAACUCAUGAAGAAAUCCACCCAACUGGAAUGCUCAGUGUGGUUGCUAAUCUUACACCUUGGUCAGAUCAUAAUCAAAGCCCACGUAAUAUGUACCAGUGUCAGAUGGCAAAACAAACAAUGGCCUUCUCUUCACAAGCAAUUAACUUUCGUGCAGAUCAAAAGCUAUACCAUCUUCAGACUCCUCAAAGUCCCAUUGUUCGCACGAGUUCAUAUACAAAGUAUGGCAUUGACGAAUACCCAUCAGGCACAAAUGCAAUUGUUGCAGUGCUAGCAUAUACAGGGUAUGACAUGGAGGAUGCCAUGAUUUUAAAUAAGUCAUCUGUGGAGCGUGGGAUGUGUCGUGGACAAAUAUACCAGACGGAAACUAUUGACUUAACUGAGCAGAGCAGCAGGUCAGAUCAUUCCCAGAAAAUAUUUCGAAGAAGUAAUGUUAAUAAGUCAAUGCAUUCUACGAUUGAUUCGGAUGGGCUGCCAUAUGUUGGUCAGACAAUACAACAAAAUCAACCCUAUUACUGCACUUAUGAUGAGGUAACAAGUACCACAAGACCCUACAACCGGAAGGGUUCUGAGCCUGUUGUUGUUGAUUAUGUUGCCCUUGAUGGGAAAAACAAGGAGCAUCCUCGAAAGGCGAAUAUACGUUUUCGACAUCCUAGAAACCCCGUCAUUGGCGAUAAAUUUAGCAGUAGACAUGGUCAGAAAGGUGUGUGCUCCCAAUUGUGGCCAGAUAUUGAUAUGCCAUUUUCUGGAGUUACAGGAAUGCGUCCAGAUUUGAUAAUUAACCCACAUGCGUUUCCAUCAAGGAUGACAAUUGCAAUGCUUUUGGAGUCUGUUGCUGCUAAGGGAGGUAGCUUACAUGGUUAUUUUGUGGAUGCGACACCAUUUACUAUUCCAGUCAAGAAAGAUAAUGGAGAUUCUAAACCAAAAACUAGUUCUCUUGAGGAAACUGACGGAAAGACCGAAUCAAAACCUAAUUCACUUGUUGAGGAGCUUGGUGAAAUGCUAAAAAUAAAGGGGUUCAAUUACCAUGGUGUGGAGGUAUUAUAUAGUGGUGUAUAUGGAACAGAGCUCACAUGUGAGAUCUUUAUUGGGCCUGUUUAUUAUCAGAGACUCCGGCACAUGGUUUCAGACAAAUAUCAGGUCCGAUCGACUGGAACUAUUGAUCAGGUCACCCGACAACCUAUCAAAGGACGAAAGCGUGGUGGUGGUAUUCGUUUUGGAGAAAUGGAACGAGACUCCAUGCUUGCACAUGGGGCGGCAUAUUUGUUGCACGAUAGGCUCCACACGUGUUCUGAUUAUCACAUUGCUGAUGUGUGUACACUAUGCGGAAGCAUCCUCGCAACGACAUCUAUCCAGCAACAAAAGCAGAUACAAAAGCCGAAGAAGUUUGGGGGGCUACCCCCGGCUAGACCACCCAAAAAGGUCAUUUGCCAUGCUUGCCAGUCGAGUAAAGGGAUGGAGACAGUUGCUAUGCCUUAUGUGUUCCGAUAUUUGGCUGCAGAGUUGGCAGCUAUGAAUAUAAAAAUGACCCUUCAGCUAAGCAAUGCUGCUGGAGCCUGACAGUUGUAGCUCAGAAAGUACAGAAUUGUGUUAAAUGGUGCCAUGAUCAAGGCUUUCUUAAAUGGUGUAUCAUUAGUUGUGCCAGAGACAGGUUUCAAUAUGUUGAAGGCGUAGGUGUUAUAUAUGAUGAUGAUGCUGAAAUCUCAAUGGCUUGAUAUAUAUUGAGUGGCCACGAGAGGGGGUCUAUUUAUCUGUAUUCUCAUACCAAGAAGAUGGAAUGCUUUUUUCAUUUUUCCAAUUUUGUGGUGUUGGUAUUUUUCUCCCCUUGUUCAGCUUAAUGCGAUUCUAAUUUAUAGAAGGGAAAGCUUUGUAAUAUAGACUGUUUAUUUUCUUCAAAUAUAAUCUGUGAGAAAAUUCAAAAGUUCU